GUUUCAAUACAAGUUAAAUUCGAUCAACAGCAUUUGUGGCAUAAUGUUGAAUACCACAAAAACUCAUUUUGACCCUCUUCUCCUUAAUUAAAAUAGGCUGUUAUAUUAAGGCACUUACAAUGGAAGUGAAUGCGGCCAGUCUAUAAACGCUAAAAUACAUACGUUUACAAAAGUAUAGCCACAAGAUAUAAACAAUAUGUGUGUUAACAUAAUUUAAUGUGAUAAAAUUGCGUACUAACCUUCUCCGUGUAAAGUUACAGUCAAUACAGGCAAAGAAGUUGUAAUAUUGGAUUUAACUUUAAACACAAGGUUAGUAAAUGUUUUUUUUACACUAAAGUCAUGUUAAUGGGUAUAAUGUAUAAUGGCUAUAUUUUUGUAACAGUAUGUAUUUUAGCUUUUAUAGACUGGCCCCAUUCACUUCCAUUAUAAGUGCCUUUCUGUUACUGCUUUUCUUUUAAUAACCAAGGGGCGAGUCGAAAUUAGCUUUGUAGUAAUCAACAUUAUUCCACAAAUGCUGCUAAUUGAUCUUAACUUGUUUUGAACCCAGAACGUUCCUUAAACUAACGUAGUUAAGUGACUUUAAGUUAAAAUGUAUAUGUGUGCAAUGUAAAGGAUAUGAAAUGCAUUCAGAGUCAUGUUCAUUUGAAUAGAACUGUGUGUAGCUGUUUGAAAUAUGGAAAUCUUUGGAAUCGGAGAGCAUCACAUGCUGUGUUGAGACACACGUGUGCGCUGCUCCCAUAUCAGAAACUCCCUAUCAGAGUUAUUCAGGGCAGCAGUGCUAAGAAUAGUCCUGCACUGUUUAUGAACAUCGCAGUCUUUUUAACUCACUCUGCACGGGGAAAAUUCUGAAUUGGCAUCAGAAUGGUCCUCCUAUAAGGUGAAAAUCCCUUUUCUCAUUGAUUUGUUGCAUUUCAAUCAUGAUUUGCAUAGAAAAGUGUCUUUCUCGGUUCUGUCUGUGCAGGUGUCCGGGUGUUGUCCCGGCUGGGGUGAUCUGGUGUUUGUGCUUGUGUUUGUCUGAAGUAACCCUGCCCACUGGGGCGUAAAAACAGGAAGGACCUUUGGGGUUUCAGAGCCAAUCUUCCAUUACGUGUAGUACGACAGAAUGAGGGGGUCUAGAGGGGGAUUUCAUCAUGUUCUCAACAUGUGCACUUGGGAAAAUGAAGGCACUGUUUUGCCAUGUUUUGGAAAGGUCAUUGUAGUUUGUUGCAUAAUCUUAUACUGUGUCACAACAAUGGAUAUGUUGUUUUCAGUUGUUUUAUUCUUGUUGGAAAGUACUUUAAGGCUGUAAUGAAAACUAUGGCAAAAAUCGAACACUGAAAACCAAAAUAAGUUGGAUUUACUCAAUUGAAUUGAGUAAUGGCAUCUCCAAAACGUGUGUAAUUAAGUUCACUUACAGAAUUAACUUCACUAUAAGUUAAGGGAACUAGAUGCAAGUAGACAAAACUCAUAUUUUCUAUUUAAAUCUUGUUGUUUCUACUUAAUUAUUUUAAUUGAAUUGACUCAAAUUUAGAUCAUACAAUAACACAGCUCAAAUAAAGGUGAUUAAGGGUACGUUUACACGACAACGAUGUAAUAAAAACGGAAAAGUUUUCCUUUGCGUUUUUGAAAAGUUUCCACGUACAGACGACAACGUUGUCAAAAUGAUCCCCGUUCACACGAAUCCGCGAAAACGACUAAAAACGCUGUAUUAUGCAUGCCAGGCCAGUAGUUGGUGAUGUCACUUUGUAAAGAAACACUACGCGCCUGCGUACAUAAGCAUUUAUUUUUAUUUUUAUUAUUGCUUUAAUCAAUAUAACGACAGUCAAACCAACUGAAAGCUUAAGAAAUAAACUAAAAGAAAAAAAAAGUUAUAUAAUAUACAGAAUUCAAAAGGCUAUAAAUUAUACAAUAUACAUUGCAUAUAAUAUUAAGAUUCAAAAGGGAAUAUUCAAGGCUUUAUAAAAGUUAAUUUUCUUUAGCGCUUUACUGUUUUUUACUCCUGUUAACAUAUUAAAGUUAUACUUUUACUUCUAUUUUGAAGUGUGUGAAGUUUGGUUUCUGUGACGGCCAUUUACAUUUAUGAAUUAUUUUUUUCCAUAAAUCAACAAUAAUUUAUAAUAUACCAUGCUUUAUGUUCAAUUUUACUAUCAAAAUAAAAUAAAACAUCCUCUUUCCUUAAAUGCAUAUCAGUACCCGUAUUCAUCUUAAUAAAAUAUUCUAAAUCACACCAGAACAUUUUUGUAUAGAUACAGUCAAAAAAGAGGUGUACAAUGCUUUCAAUUUCAAUGUUACAAAAGCACAUUUUAAAUCAAUAUCUUUUCUAAAUCUUGCAAUAAAUUGUUUAACAGGGUAAAUCCUGUGAAUAAUCUUAAACGAGACCUCACGAAUCUUAUUGGUCACACAAUAUCAUCUUGUAAUUUUAAAGGUUUCGUCCCAGUUAAUAUUUUGAAAUUGUGCACUACAAAAACAUUUGGCUGAUGGAGCUGCACAAUUUUGAUAGAUUUUCCUAAGAUAGUUGUUAUUAUUUUUUUUAUCUAUAAUACUUAUACCUUCCAACUUAACAGUAAAGUCAAUAUUUCGUCUUGAAACAAUGUUAUAUUUUAAUAAUUCAAUAAGUUCAAAAGGUAUAGUAUCAAUCACAGUCAUAAAUUCCUUAAAAGAUACUGGGAAGGAAUAUUUUCCAGCGAAUUCAGAGUGUGUAAGUAAAUUACCAUUGCUGUUAAAUAGUUGUGACACCAAUAAAAUAUCUUUUUUAAACCAACUGUCAAAAAAAUAAAAUAAAAAAUAAAGAUUUAUUUCUGUGCUUAAUGUAAUUAUUGUUCCAAAUUAUACAUCACAUAAGCAUUCUUCUACAGAGUGGUGAAUACAAACAAUGAAGAUGGCGAAAGCAUCGAGCAAUUUUGUCUGGAUGGACGAUGAGGUUGCUUUAUUUCUACAAUUACUUUGCUGGAGACAAAAGAGGCAUCGUUUUCAAAAACAUGCACUUUGAAACCCGUUUUCAAAAGUUUGCAUUUUCAGGCCCCAAAACGGCGUUGUCGUGAAAACAAACAGCCAAAAAGCAUAAAAAGUUUUCCGUUUUUAGUUGAAAACUUUGUCGUGUAAACAGCCCCUAAAACUGAUUCUAGGUGAAUAAUAAAAUAAACGUAUUUCUCCACAGAAAUGCAUUGACAUCUGUACUUCAGUUGCGCAUGCACAAGGAGAACCGAGAUAGUGUUAACAGGCUUCAACUUGACCAAAGGGGACACAGAUCACCCUAAUGGUGACAUCACAGGGAACAACUACAAUAUUUGCAAUAAAUCAACAUAAAUAAUACUACAAAAGAGUUAAAGCAUCUAUUAAUCCUUAAUAACAACUAUUUAUGUACCUCCAUAAGUUCAGGGAUGGGAAGUAUUUCAGAUACAUGUACUUUGUAUUUUAAAAUCAAAUGUAAUACAUAAAAUACUUUGUGCCAGUCAACCUCUUUAUUAGGCUGUUGAUUUCCUGUAUCAACAAGUUCAGGCAUGCCCCCAACUUUCAUGCAUGUGAGCUGCAGAUGUCAGAGAGAACGGCUCCAUCUAGCAUUGGGCGAGCAAAUUUUCUGCAUUCCUGCAAGGAAAUAUGGAGUAAGAUAAGUUUGAGACGACCCUCACAUCAAUCACAGACCUCAGAAAGACAGUGAGAUGGAGCUGGCAGAUUGCCUUCAGAAACACUCUGCUCAGGUCAUGAAAACUUGGAUGUGGUGCCCAGAAAUAAAUGUACAUAGAGAUGGAGACCAUUAUUAAACAACUUGUCUGAAAUGUGGUCUUGAACACAUGGGAAAGAUUAUUCCAACUGUUUCUGAAGAUUAUGCUGUUGGACUGACUGCUGUCCAAUGUAGCAACGCUACUUAGAAAAGUAACCCUCUUAUCAUGGAGGCUGCAAAAACCUCAUGUGAAGAAGAGUGCUCUGAGCAGAUAAUCAUUUUCAAAGAUGACAAAAAACACUUGCCAUCUGAGAUGACCCAAAUAGGCCAAUCUUCAAGCUCCGAAGGCAAAAUAAGACUUGCAGAGCAACCUCAGACAGGGUCUGUAAGUCCAUCUUCCGGUAUGGAGUCAAAGGCCUUUGCUUCGGGAAAUUCUCUUACCUCAAAAUCUAGAGAAGAGUGUCACAUCCACCUCAGGAAGAAGACAUUUCCUCCCCCAAACAAGCGAUGUCUUCAUUCGGAAUGUGAUUUUCUGAUGUCCGAGGGUCAGCACAAAAAGGAGCAGAAAUCUGUUAAGACUGGAAAGUAUGUAUGCCAGUAUUGUGGGAGAGCUUGUGCCAAACCUAGCGUACUGAAGAAGCACAUCCGUUCUCAUACUGGCGAACGACCCUAUCCGUGUAUUCCUUGCGGUUUCUCUUUUAAAACUAAGAGCAACUUGUACAAACACAGAAAAUCUCACACUCAUGCAGUCAAAGCAGGGUUGAUGUUAUUUUCAGGACAAGACAGCAAUCAUAUGGGUUUGGAGGAGUUGACAGUUGUGGAGGGUGAGAUGCAUUCUGAUGUAGAGCAGAGCACAGACACAGAUGAUGAGGUUGUGGAAGACUUGGCCUUGGAUGCAACAAGCCAUAUCAAAGACACAGAGGGUUUCAUACAAGCAAAGGGGGGAAAAUUGACAAAGAAAGAAGCCGUGAUGCUCUCCACUCAGAGUUCACUAAAAAUGCAAACUGCAUCAUCAGGAAAAGUUUCUUUAUGGCAAUUUCAGGAAAUGAUGGCACCUGCCGCAAUUGCUCAGGUUGACCAAAUGGUUGAGUUCUCCACCAUCAAGCAAAGACUGGCACUUAGACUUUCGGAGAAGAAAAAUCAAGACUCAGAACAGUCUCUUUCUCUUCCCAGCUCAUACAGUAAAGGGAGCACUGAUUCUGGCUAUUUCUCACGUUCUGAGAGUGCUGAGCAACAGUUCAACCAGUCAAGUGAAAGCGCAAAGUCGUAUCAAGAAAUUAUGUUUGGGAAAUGUUACAGACCAACUACCAGGCCAAAGAAAUCAAUCACUGUACAGACCUGUAUGACAGACAAAAAUGAGGCAACAUCAAGUUGCAUGAUUAAACUAAACAAAAGCAUGACGCCUGGUGACACAGUAUCCUCUAUACAUAGAAGCAAAAAAGACCUAGUCCGAUCAAUAAAAAUUGAUUCUUUCGAAGAGGAAGAUUAUCAAGAAUGUCAAAUCCCUGCUAGCACUGAUCUACUGGAAACGGCAUCAGAGAGUAGCAUGUUCUUGCGCAGUAACUCGCUUCCAACCUCAACUAAUUUAAAUCUGGAUGCACCACUAGGGUUAAGAAGCAGUAAUUCGUUUGAUGAGAGAAUGCCAGGUGCUGAUGUGACCUACCGGGGCCUGGUGGGAAUGAGAAGACUCAUGCGGCAAGCUGCGUUUGAGCACUCCACUAAUGAAGGACAUGCAGAAUCAGACUGCUACAUGCAUCUAGCUUGUAACUUAAAAUCAGAGUUGAAAAUUCACAGCGUAGAUGAUUCUAAAAUGGGUGUGGAGAACUACCAAGAAACUGAGUCAUGUUCGAUUUCCCAAAGCCAAUUGUCAGAAACUUCAAGGAAACGUAGAAAAGACAAGCAGGUCAUGGAGGAGGAAGAUUUUCAUAUCCAAGAUAAGCCCUCAGACUUAUCUGAGACAAAAGAAACUAUCUUAGAUACUGCCUUCUGUGACACUGAGAGAAGAGCUGGGAGCAAUGUAAUCUCUGUAAUUCAGCACACAAAUUCAUUCAAUCAGCUAAACUCCUCAGAAAAACCAACUGACAUUAGAUCACAUCCGUUGGACAAAGUUGGCCUUUACAAAUUCACAAAAAAGGAACAUAGCAUUGAGGGUCAGAGAAAUGACUUAAAUCAUAGCUCGGAAGGAAUAGAAUGGCAAUUGGGAAGCAGCAGUUUAUUGCACCAGAAAUGUCACAUGGCUAAACAGCCAACACCUCAGCCCAGUAUCCAAGUCCCAGAGAUUAGAGUAACUGUGGAGCCUGACAGACCAGAAAAAGUUGUGGAUGUAGGGGUCAGGCAAAGGGAAAAGCAUACUGAAGAGUUCCAGUGGCCACAGAGAAGUGAGACACUGUCACAGUUUCCAAUGGAUAAACUGCCACCCAAAAAGAAACGCUUGCGAUUAGCAGAGAUAGAUUGUUCUUCUAGAGAAUCUAGCUUUGAAUCUGCUUGCACGAGUCUCUCCAGAAGCCCAAGUCAAGAUAGCAAUUUGUCUCACAGUUCAAGCUUUUCCCAGUCCCUUGACAGAGAGGAGACCAUUUAUGUUUCAUCCCAAACCAACCCAGAUGAGUUUAAUAGGCCAUUGGAGUUAUUAUCUGUACCAGGAGGUUCACAGAGUCAUCACAAAGAGAUGAUAUGUUCUGCAUCAGAGCAGUCACCUUAUAACGAACCCUUAGAGUUUCCAGAGUUUCGAAGCAAGUCUUUUGACUAUGGUAGUCUGUCUCCUACAUUUAGCCAGGAAGAAGUAAAAGAGCAUAGAAGGUGCUACUUGGUUAGGCAAGCAUCGUUAAGUGGCGAACCAGAGAUUGUAACACACAGUUCCACAGUUCUAGAUGAAACCAGCAGGAGAACAACCUCACCAAACAAACAAUUUUUACCUAAGGGAUCCAUUGAGAAAAUGAGAUAUUCUUUGAUUUCUAGCAGUCCUUUUCAACAACACAAACAAGUUAGCCAAAUACAAACCUCAUCUCAUAAGCAAUACACUCAGCCCAAUGUUAGCCAUGUUUUGGACCCAGAUAGUAUAAUGCUUUUAAUUAAGAAGGAACAAGAAGAUUCCAAGGCAUCUGAAUCGUAUAUUAGCUUAAGAAACCUCCGGGAAGAUUGUUCGCAGAGCGUAGGCAAUGUUUUGUCCACAAUAGCAGUCCUUUCACAAGCUCAGCAUGCAUUAGCCCAUCAAAACAUGUCCAGUUUUCUAGUUCCUGUCAGAAUUCAAAUGCAAGUGCCAUCCUAUGGACACAUAACAUACACUAGCAUAUCUCAUAUUCUCGAUUCUCAACUACAGAACUCUAUCUCAUGCAUAGAACACAAAACAUUCUCCAGUCAAAGUCUUGCCACAGUCACACCACAAACUAACAUAUCUUGUGAAUCAUCUGAAAUAUUAGGGCACCCAAGACGACUUUUGCGCAGCCCACCAGCAUCACCAGCAAAGCUUAAUACAGGCAUACCUCUUUCAUUAACCUCCAAAACCAUCUCAACUACAGAGGCCCCCAGUGGUGGGGCAAACAAGCGCAUUCUCUCUCCUGCAAGUAGCGUUGAACUCUUCAUCAAGGCAAAGCAGCAAAAACGAGUCAAAGAUGAGAGCAUUUACGGCCAAAUUGUCAAAGAGCUGAGUGCUGUGGAGUUAGGAAAUCUCGAAGAUGACAAAGAAAGUCCCAAGAGUUUCAAAUCAAAAAAUACCCAAGACCAAUGUGAGCCUUCGGAAGAGGUAGAAAUGGAUGAGUCCAACCUAGAGUUACAAUCUUCUGUCAGUAUUCCUCUAGAUACUGCUAUGAUGGAACGCAAACUAAUGGCAGAACACUUGAUGGCCAGUCAUAGCUCCUCUAUAGGUGCUUUACUUUUGUCUCAGCUUUCAGGUCUUCACACCACAACUUGUGUGAGCUGGUGCUAUCUUAACUCCACUAAACCAAAUAGCACCCAAACAGCAGCACAUUUCUCAGAGUAUGCCUCGUGGUUUGUGAGAUGCCAUAACCCCAACCCACCCAAUCUUAGCACUGGGAUGGUUCUUGCUCUUCUCCGAUCAAAACAGGGGAUGCAAAAUUCUAUUUAUACAAUCGCUACUAUGUAUCAACCUGGACUUCUUGUCACCUCCACUCCUUGGAUACUGAAGCAAGAACAAGUAACUCUGGAAUACAGAGAGGAAGAUACAAAACAUGAAGUGAAAUUAAGAGACAUUAGCCAGAGAAGCAAAUAUUUACGAGAGGACAUUGCUUCCUCCAUACGACAACCCGAACCAGCCCGUGUAAAGAUUUUUGAAGGAGGGUAUAAGUCAAAUGAGGACUAUGUGUACGUGAGGGGCCGUGGUCGGGGAAAAUAUAUUUGUGAAGAAUGUGGUAUUCGUUGCAAGAAGCCAAGCAUGCUCAAGAAACACAUACGAACUCACACGGAUGUGAGACCCUACAUCUGCAAGUACUGCAACUUUGCCUUUAAAACUAAAGGUAAUCUCACCAAGCAUAUGAAGUCAAAAGCUCACAUGAAAAAAUGCCUUGAACUUGGAGUAUCACCCACAGCCAUGGAUAAUACAGAGGAUGCAGAUGACAUCCUGAAGUCCUUAGAUAUCAGGCCAAUGGAAACAACCCUCAAACAUCAGUUCUCAGAUGCGGAGGACUCUGAUGAGGAUGGAGAUGAGCCAGACGAUGAGGAAGAUGAUGAAUGCGAUGGUGAUUUUACACCAAAAAUGCUGUCCAGAAGCACAAGUCCUCAGCCCUAUGCAGUCAACAAGCCAUGUCUGUCUAGCUGUCUCAUGAAACACAUGGACACUAGCCGCAAUCUACCUAAGGAACAGCUUGAAGUCUCCUCUUCGAGUAUUGAGGAUGAUCUGACCUUGGAGCAAUCGAGUACCUUUUUUGAGCUCUGCCCACCUCAGCUGCUGUCGCCAUGCUGGGACUUACCUCUUCAGAGGAACAUAUGUCCACGAGGAGACCUGUCACCACAACAUCAUCUGUUGUCAAGCUGUGAUUCAUCUCCUUUGAGGGCUGUUUCUCCGAGGAGAGAUCUGAGUUUCAGAGAGGAUUUCUCACCUAUUUGCCAGCUCUCACCUGUAAGGCUGAUCCCUACUGGGGCCGACCCAUCAGGUCAGCGAGCGCAGUCUCCACUAGGUCAUCAAAAAGGGGUGCUCAGGGCCUUGUCCCCGCUUAGGGGGUCUUACCAGCACAGGGCCCACAUGGAUCAGGGAAGAAGUAUUAGAUAUCAAAGCUCUACCCUUAGACCAAUCAUCGGAAUGCAAUCAGAGACGAAAAUGGAUCGAGAAGGUACUCCUCUGAAUCUGUAUGUUCCUGUUGGCCUAUGCAGCAGCAAAGAUCUGUCCACUACCCUGCAGCCUGACAUCUUCAGUCAUUUGCCUUUGCACUCUCAAGGACAGGUACCAAAACCUGUUCCAAUGAUCCCUAUUGGGGGCUUAAGGAUGCCAUCUCCAUCGACAUCUGGUGCUGCUCAGGAGAGAAAUUUACUCCCAUCACUUCAGCAGGAGAACAUAUCAGAGAUGGCUAGUUCCAGCCAGAUCUCAGCACCUGUGCCAGAUCCUAGAGUGACCUACGAUGGAGACACCGAAACCUCUCGCCCUGGACCUCCUAGCAAAGACGAUAAAAAGGAGGAGAGUGUCUACAUCUGUGCAAAAGCUAUUGCGUCCCUCAGAAUAACAACAGAAGAUGCCACCGAUAAACCUCCUAAAAGUUGAUUUUUAGCGCUGUACAAACACAUUCAAAAGCUGAAAUCAAGCUAAAGCCAGAAUCAUACUCUAUGCAAAUACGCAACUGCAAAUGCUUGGUUAGCUCAUUGCAAAAGUGUGGUUCUGUUGAACGUAAUGUGCGUUCUUGCAUUGCUCGGUGGCAGUAACAAACCUCAGUACUCAAGGGGGUGAUAGAGUUACCUUCAAAUCUCUGUGCCAUUAAAUCAGAUGUGUUGUUUUUCAGGUAACUUACUAGAAACAUAUCGACUUACUAACUUGCACAGCCAUAUUUUCUAUUGCUCCACCAUGACAGUAGUCACGAUGGGAGAAAUGUGCCUCUGGUUGUUCCUUGCAGGGAACUCAGCCUUACAGGCUCCAUAUAGUUAGGAUUAGGGUGGGGGCAGAGUAAGGGCAUCUGCUGCCUCCCAGGAACAAACUGAGGCCCCUUUGCACAAUGAUCUUAAAGAGAAAACUGACCCUCGGAGGAGACAAUUUUACGCUACUGCCUGUUGUAGCGUCCCUUGUGACAAUGCUGAGAAUGCAACAUGUACUUGAAUUCAGGAAUGCAACAGUGCACAAAAUUCAGCUGGCAUAUGGCUCGAAGCAUCUGCGUUUACGUAUUUGCAUGGACUAUGUUUUGGGAGCCUGACCAAGACUCUGGAGUUUUGGUUAAAAAUAAUACACAGAAUAUGCACGGCAUUUCAUAUUUAUGUUCAUUUCAGUUCGCAUGCCAUAUUCUCUGUACCUGCCAUACAAAUCUCAACUAUACAUGGUGUACAAAUUAUACAUGAAGAUGAUAUUUACAACAAUACAUGCAAAAAAUACUAAAUCAAAUAUUUAAUGAAACUAUUUCAAUUGCAGAUCUAAAACUGCUUUUCCAGGAAAAUGUAAACAUUUUCUUCAGGAAGUCAUAUGCAUCAUUAUGUCUCAAGUAUAACUCAAAACAAAACACUGAUCACCAUUUGUACUGAAACUGUCUUCAUUGACUUCUGCUUGUGCCUUUAAGAUGUUUGCAUAUUUCUCAAUGAGAGAAAGUCAUUAGAUGUACCCUGUUUAUGCACUUAUCUUAAAAAUAGUGGUGGUUAUUAAGUUAUUAAGAACUAAUAUGAGGCAUUGUGGUUGCUUUUGAGAUUGCACUUAUUACGAACGUUAAAGUUUGCAUAUUGCAUUAAUCUCUGCUUGAUAUUGGCUUGUAUGCUGUUGUAUAUUCUUAUUGGCACCUUCAUAACUUAACUGCAUUAUACAGUAUGCAUUCAAGAUAAUGAACUGUAAAGUGUGGAUGUAAAUUAUUUAAACAAUCCUUUUGGUUAAACCUUCUCUACCACUUAGUAUUUUUCUAAAUGUAUCAUAUCUCGUUUCCUUCUGUAGUCGUUAGAUUUUUCGGCACUUAAGCAACAAAAUGUCAUUACAAGGCAUUUUAAUAUAGAUCUGCAUUUGACAUCAUAUUAUUAUCUAAAAAGUGUUAAGUAUUAUGAAUUAUAGUGACAAUUUGAAGCACUGUCUAGCGAGUCGAUAGACUGAAUGCAGUGUCAUCAAUAUUGGAGCUAUUUUUAAUCAUUUUAGGUGAUGAUUGUUGAUUGAUUAAUCAUAUGGCACAACAUUCCAGUCACUAUAUGUGCACAUACUGUAUGUGAACAACUAUGUAUGUGUUACACACACAGGUAUACAUGUGUGUAUGUACACACACACACACACACACACACACAAUUGCUAUCAUGUACUGUAAUUACUUUUAAAGAGAGUUUAGUUUUAGUAAAAAAAAAAAAACAUUUAAAAAAAAAAGUUAAUAGUAUAUGUUUUUUUCUUGCCAUCGAGGGGUCUUGAACUUGUCUGACUGUUUGAAUGUACGCAUUUUUAGCUUAUGUCAUUUUAAAUGUCUUUAAGAGGGUAUAAGUGCUAUCUGAUAUUAAACAUAUGCAUAUCAAAUGAAGUAGCAACUGGUAUAACAUCCCCUUUCAGUGUAUGGUAUUUAUAUUAAUAGUCUGAGGAUUAAAAAGUUUAUAUUGAAAGAACUUUCAUGUCAUGUUUACAGUAUUACAUAUUAAAGAUUUUAAGGUACCUAGUUUGAAUUUAUGGCGUUUUAGAAACUACAACAUUGUGUUAUUUAUCUUACAGACAGAUACAUGGUCAUCAAAUAUGAAUUCAUGAUAUUUCUGUUUUUGCCUAUAAAAGCAGCUGAUUUUGUAUUUGUUUUACUCUAAAACAAUGACAUUAAAGUAUAUUAUAUAAACGUGUUGACAAUGUUCUUACCUCAAAAUGAAAUAUUAUUCAUAAAUCAAUAAGUAUUUGAUCCUGACAAAACAGGGUCAACUUUUUAAU
This is a messenger RNA of Myxocyprinus asiaticus (Chinese sucker), 11657 nucleotides long. RefSeq names its product transcription factor HIVEP2-like. Gene Ontology annotation, cellular component: nucleus. The transcript is spliced from 8 exons. The record is from RefSeq and is a predicted model, not a curated record. Gene Ontology annotation, molecular function: DNA-binding transcription factor activity, RNA polymerase II-specific; RNA polymerase II cis-regulatory region sequence-specific DNA binding. Gene Ontology annotation, biological process: regulation of transcription by RNA polymerase II. Lineage: Eukaryota; Metazoa; Chordata; Actinopteri; Cypriniformes; Catostomidae. The coding region runs from base 3867 to 9347 and encodes 1826 amino acids.